This is a messenger RNA of Clarias gariepinus (North African catfish), 3021 nucleotides long. It is a transcript of the gene mtmr7b, whose product is annotated as myotubularin related protein 7b. NCBI's taxonomy places the organism in Eukaryota, Metazoa, Chordata, Actinopteri, Siluriformes, Clariidae. The transcript has 14 exons. Bases 3 to 1937 code for a protein of 644 amino acids. Gene Ontology annotation, biological process: dephosphorylation. The record is from RefSeq and is a predicted model, not a curated record. Gene Ontology annotation, molecular function: phosphatase activity.
GGAUGGAGCACGUCAGGACACCGAAGGUGGAGAACGUGCGUUUGAUUGACAGACUGACGCCCCGGAAGUCCACUGUGGGAACGCUGUACCUGUCCUCCACACACAGCAUCUUCGUGGAGAACUCAGACUCACGCAAAGAGACGUGGCUCCUGCAUAGUCUGAUCAGCAGUGUUGAUCGCGCCCCAGCCACGCCCACAGGAACUCCCCUCGUCCUGUGCUGUAAGAACUUCCAGGUGUUUCAGUUCCUGUUGCCGUUAGAGAGAGAGUGUGUGGACGUUCAGGAGUCACUCACAUACCUGUCCCGUCCAGAGCGUUAUGUUGAGCUCUUCUGCUUCUCGUACUUGCCCAGCGUGGGUAAAGAGGAGAGAGAGAAGGCCUGGAGCUUCCUGGAUCUGCGUGCCGACUUUAGCCGGAUGGGAAUUCCCAGCAACCUCUGGUACAGCACUCCGGCCAACCACGAGUACAGAGUGUGUGACACCUACCCCUCGGAGCUAUUCGUCCCGAAGUCAGCGUCUCCCACUGUGAUCGUCGGCAGCGCCAAAUUUAGAAGCCGCGGCCGACUCCCUGUUCUCUCCUAUUUUCACAGGGACACCAGUGCCGCGGUGUGUCGCAGCAGUCAGCCUCUCUCCGGUUUCAGCACUCGUUCUCCGGAGGAUGAACAGAUGCUGCAGGCCAUCAUGAAGUCCAACCCCGCCAGCGAGUACAUGUACGUGGUGGACACACGGCCGAAGCUGAAUGCGAUGGCCAAUCGAGCGGCGGGAAAAGGCUAUGAGAACGAGGACCACUACACCAACAUCAGGCUGCAGUUUAUCGGCAUCGAGAACAUCCACGUGAUGAGGAGCAGCCAGCAGAAGCUCAUCGAAGUCGGGGACCUCAGGGCUCCUUCGAUGGGGGCCUUCCUGUGGGGUCUGGAGAAUUCCGGUUGGCUGAAACACAUCAAAGCCGUGCUGGAUGCCGGAGUCUUCAUCGCCAAGGCUGUAGCAGAGGAAGGAGUGAGUGUGUUGGUUCACUGCUCUGACGGAUGGGAUCGGACAGCUCAGGCCUGCUCAGUGGCCAGCGUGCUCCUGGACCCCUACUACAGAACCAUUAAAGGCUUUAUGGUGCUGAUCGAGAAAGACUGGGUAUCGUUCGGACACAAGUUCUCACACAGGUACGCUCACCUGGACGGAGACCCUAAAGAGGUGUCCCCUGUGCUGGACCAGUUCCUGGAGUGUGUUUGGCAGCUGAUGGAGCAGUUCCCCUGCGCCUUCGAGUUUAGCGAGCGCUUCCUCCUGCAGCUGCACACACACGUGCACUCCUGCCAGUACGGCAACUUCAUCGGCAACAGCCAGAGAGAGCGCCGCGACCUGAGGUUACGGGAGCGGACUCACUCGGUGUGGCCAUGUCUUUGGGAAAAAAGAUCCGAGUUCAUAAACCCUCUGUACAGAUCAGACCACAGUCAGACUCAAGGCGUGCUGAGACCCCUGACCACGCCCUACUGCUUCAAGUUCUGGAAAGGCAUGUACAGUUCUGCAGAAAGGGGCAGGACCUCGCAUCAGUCACCGUCGGAUUGGCUGACCGCCGUGAAGGAGGAGUCGCAGCAGCUGGAGGAGGAGCUUACCACGCACCAGGAGAGACUCGCUCAGCUCCUCCAGAGCAAGAUGAGAAAAGUAAAGAACAACGGAGCGACUGAACAUUCGUACCGGACGCUGCUGAAGGAAAAUGACGUCGGCGAUCCUCAGGAUUACUUUUCCUGCGUGAACCCCGAAGAAAACCACACCCCCUCCUUGACACUUCCGCUGAAAUCGUCUACGACGUGCAAGGCCGGCGACGCUGACGACCUUUCUGUCUGCAGCGACCUGGAGUCGGGCGUCGCCGACCUCAGCAGCCACGCCUCCAGCUCGUGCGACGACGCGAAAGAACCCCGUCUGGACGAGGCGGCUUACGCGAGCGUCUGACUAAAAAAACAAAUUAACGGGAUAACUGUAUAGCUUUAGGAUUCCUGUUGACUACGAGGGGUAUUUAUUUAUAAGCAUAUCUAUUCUGAGCCGUUAAUUUAUUUACGUUGUUUUUAAAAUGAAACGCUUUUAUGACUAUAAACAUUUAACGAGCACAAACACUUAACGUGUCACGCGUUUUAGACCAGACUAACCAUCAAAACAACAGACUUUCCCAGCGGCCCAUGCUGCUGAAGACACUAACUGGAAGCCUUUAGAGAUGUCCACUGGUUCCCCUUGGGCCUGACUGUGUUCCUGGUGCUCUGUAACGCUUAUUUAAUUCCAUAAACAUUUCACGUUCCUGAUGGAAAUCAUUAAGCUAGUUCUCGUAACGCAAACCGAUACGGAUCGGCUAAGAUUAGCGUCUUCUGGGUUUUGCUACGAGGCGAAAUUUCCUGAGGUGGAAUAACGUCUUAAUCCACAUUUAAGGCAAAAGAAAUCUGUAUAAAGAUGAAGUAAAUACCACAGUGUUUAACUUUGGAAGAGCCGCCAUGUUGGACAACCUGAGUCACUUUUUUUAAAAAGAGUUUACCUCAGCAACAUGUGUUAGCUUCAGCGCUAAUCUAAGGAGCAAACACAUUUUGGAUGUUUGGGAGAAAAACAAACAAACAAACACAAAACGUUUUUCUUUUACAGUAUUUUAAGAGUAUGUUUUAAUAUUUGGCCACUGAUCAAUAAAGUUAGCAUGUUAGCGCGUGUAAAAACUUUUUUUACCUCAGAAAUUCUCUCCCCUGCUGAAAUAAAGGUAGUUACACCUUAAUUGACAACACGGUUAACUCAAAGCUGUUGUAACCCCUGACUUUGUGACGUGUACAGAAGGGAACUGGUUAGACUGGGUUAAACUGGGUAACUGUUUAAUGAUCUGAUCAUCUUCUGCAUUUUAUAUCUCAUUAAUAUCGAACUAUACUAUGUACAGUACAUACCCGAAACAUUUACACCUCACUACCAAGGAACACUGAAUCAACCCACCCCACCCACGUUAUCCUCAAACUGUGUGUGUGUGUGUGUACACACACCACAGGGCAGUACUGUGUGAAGUUUUAAC